Molecule: messenger RNA, 1878 nt
Organism: Cutaneotrichosporon cavernicola
Lineage: Eukaryota; Fungi; Basidiomycota; Tremellomycetes; Trichosporonales; Trichosporonaceae
Exons: 5
Coding region: 1-1878 (625 amino acids)
Molecular function (GO): protein binding
Source: RefSeq, a predicted model, not a curated record
AUGUCAACCCCCGAUCUGUUGCAGAAACUGCGCGACCUCGGCAUCUCGGAUCGUUCCGCUCGCUUUGCCCUUUCGCGGACAAACAACAAUGUCGAGCAGGCUGCCGACUACGUGUUCUCUGGAAAGGCCGGCAAGGAUGAGUCGGAUGACUUGAUCCGCGCAGCCCUCGGACGCGGACGCACGUCGUCCGGCGCGGCUCAGUCAUCUGGUACCUCGACUCCCACAUCCAAGCCGACAGCUGGCGCUCUCGCAGCCACAUCCAAGCCGACAGCUGGCGCUCUCGCAGCACUGGCACUUCGCGCUGCGGCCGUCGCGAACCCGCAACAGGUGAUGCCUCCCCCGGUUCCCGUCGAGUCCUCAUCCACGGCUCCCGUCAAGCCAAACAAGUCGCUCUUGGUGCCGUCCAAACCGAUCGGCAGCCGACUGUCGAAGAGCGAACCGAGGUCACGCUCCCCCAGUCCCUUCUUCCGUGCGCGCAAAGCGCGUGAAGAGCGUCGCGAGCGCUCGCCUAGUCCUGACAUUGUAGCGCUCCGCAAGGACUCGCUCGCUGCGGACUCGGACGUCGAGGGACUAGUUAGUGACCGCGGGCGAGGACGCUACCGCCCGCGCUCGUCUGCAUAUGACUCGCCCGAGUCGAGUGGUGGCGAGGAGGCCGAUGGCGAGUCUGGCGUCCAGAUUGCCGAGAAGCCCGUUGAGAAGACCGUGGUGCUGCACGACGAGGACGAGGACGACGACGAUCACCACGCUGACGACGAACACCACGCGAGCGACGAGGUCGACGAGCCGCUCGACUACGACGACGAUGACUUGUGGGACCCUGAGACGUUCUUCGACGAGGAGACGGAGAAGAACACUACUGCCAACGCGUUCUACGCCGACCCGUCACGCGACGAUUCCAUCAAUCAUGAAACCAAGCAGGACAACUUUGACGUCUUUGGUGAGGAUGUCGAGCAGGACUUGCUUGGAGAAGGGCCCAACGUCGUUGUGCCACCUGAGCCGCUGUUCGCCAAGCCUGGUGACAAGGUCCGCAAAUCGGAGCGCUCUGGUCUCGACCUCGUCACUUCGCGCCCGACGUUUGCGCGUGACAGGUGUACAAUUCAACUGACGCAGGGCGACCCGGACGCAGCGCUUGAGGAUAGCGGCAAGCGCAUGCGGCGUUACGUCGUCCUGAGCGACCUGUCCGAGGAGAGCCGGUACGCGGUUGAGUGGGCUAUCGGCACGGUCGCGCGCGACGGUGACGAGGUCUUCCUCAUCUCGGUCAAUGAGAACGAGGACAAAGUCGAUCCGAAAAACUGGAGCAACAAGGACCAGCAAAACAAGAUGAAGUUGCAAAAGGAGCGUCAGACGACCGCGCUCCUCCUCGUGCGCCAGGUGACGGGUCUGCUUGAGCGCACGCGCCUCAACGUUACCGUGACGUGCCAGGCUAUGCACGCCCAGAACGCGCGCUACAUGCUGCUCGACGUUAUCGACUUCCUCGAGCCGACGCUGGUGAUUGUCGGCUCGCGCGGCCUGGGCCAGAUCAAGGGUAUCCUCCUCGGCUCGACGUCGCACUACCUCGUGCAGAAGUCGUCUGUGCCGGUCAUGGUCGCGCGCCGUCGCCUGCGCCGCCCGCUCCACCACACCAACCCCGAGGACUUGCGCCGCUCGCCGCGCGUCUCGCUGGCAUCAGCCAACAUCGAGAAGACGGCCCCGUCGAAGCAGGAGGACGACGUCCUGGACGCUGCCGACGACGACGACGACAACGACGAGCCCAAGCACCACGAUAAGCACCAUGGCAUGCACCAUGAGAAGCACAUCGAUCGGCACCACGACGAGCACCACAGCGAGGAACUCCACGACGAGCCGAAGGUCAACGUCAAGGUCGUCGUCGAGGAGUAG